GUUGCUUGUUGUUGCUGAUUAUUCAUAAAAAAUGGAUAAUCAGCUAAAGCAAUUUAAUGUUAUCGGAACAGAUGACAAUUGGCGGACCCCGAAUUUUCGACAGACAGUUGUAUCGAAAAUCGAGGAAGUGAUCCAGCGGUCCGGCAUGCAGGUGGCGCGUAACAGCAGUGAGAUGGAGAACCAUGUGUUCAUGAAAGCGAAGACACGGGAAGAAUACAUGAACAUGGUCGCCAAACUCAUUCUCCAUGUAAGGGAAAUGUCCCAACCAAAGCAAAACCAAGGAGCACCAAACAUGCAAGGCCCCAAUCAAAGCCAGCAGGGCCCAAAUGCCCAAGUCCAAAACCAGCAGGCUCCUCAGAGACCCAAUGCUCAAUCUGGCAUGGCCCCAGACCCCAUCAAUGCUUUACAGACCCUCGCAUCUCAAGGCUCCAGGAACCAAAUGAUGAACAUGGGCCCUCAGGGUCAAAUGCAACAACAACUAGGGCCCAAUCCUGGUAUGGGUCUUCAAGCCCAAAUGGGACAACAGGGCCCUAUAGUUUCCCAAGGACCUCAAGCACAACCUGCUACAAAUUUACUCCAGACCCUGAAUAGACCACAGUUGAACAUGCAGUUGCCUAACAAAAUUAGUGCCAUUGGAAUGGUACCCAAUCAGGGACAGAUGGGAAAUAAUAUGGUUGGACAAAUGGGGAUGGGGAACCCUAUGGGAAGUCAGCUGCAGAGUCAAUUGGCAGGGCCAGGUAUGCAAGGUCAGAUGAUGCCAAAUAUGUCAAUGCCAAACGCAAUGCAGGUGCCAAUGAGUGUGAGUAACUCUAUGGGACAGAUGCCGUGCAACCAGGUUGUUGGAGGCAUGGGCGGGCAGAUGAAUCCUAAUACUAUGCAGGGACAGAUGGGACCUGGACAAAUGGGCAUGGGCAACACGCAAAUGAUGAACAUGCUGCACAUGCAAGGGCGGGUGCAGAACAAGCCCGAGGUGGCCUCGAUGUUGGGCGCGGGCUACCCGCCCAACAGGGCUCCAGCUCCCAAUCAGUUCCUGCGUCAGAGUCCUUCGCCGUCUGCGCCUUCACCUAUGGGAGGACCUAGUCCUGUAUCUAUGGGGGUGAUGGGCGGCGGCGGAGCCCUGGCAUCGCCCAUGUCUUUAGGUGGGUUGGCGUGCGGACCGGGUCCGUCGGGCGCUGGCGGCGCUGUCGGCAGCCCCUCGCCCUCGGCACCGCCGCAUCUCGGGCAUCACGGGCCGCAUCAGCAAAGGGCAGCUUUGGCUUUCAACCAUGUGGAAAAGUUAACGAAGAUGAAGAAUCUCCUGGACAUCCUGUCGAACCCGAACAAGCGUAUGCCGUUGGAGACGCUCAUUAAAUGCGAAGUGGUUUUGGAGAAGCUUGACUUCAAACGCAGCGAAGGCGUCGGCCUUGGAUUGCCACCUACAGCUGGCAAGGAGCAAAUCUUCAACCCCCUUCUUGAAGUCGUGAACAACUGCCUCCAAUCGCCGCUGGCCAACCAUACUCUCAAACGCACCUUCGGUUCCACUCUCGACUCCAUCAACGGCCCUGACAUCAAGAACCUUCCACCUCCGUUGAAAAUACAAAAGAUCGAAGAACAGACCAUGGAGAUACCUGAUGUGUUGCAGGGAGAAAUUGCUAGAUUAGAUUCUAGAUUUAAGGUGUCGCUGGAGGCCAUGCAGCUGGCGGGCGGCGCGGGCGCCAUCGCGCUGGUGGCGCAGCUGGACGACGCGCGGCUGCCGUGCGUGCCGGCCGUGCACGUGGCCGUGCCGCGCGACUACCCGCGCCUGGCGCCCGCGCGCCUGCGCCGCUCGGCCGCGCGCCACGGCCCGCCCGACUCCUUCCUGGCGCGCGUCGAGCGGGCCAUGGACGCGCGCUGCGCCAGGUUACCCAAAACCUGUUCGGUGGGGCAACUGCUGGACGCCUGGGAGAUGAGCGUGCGACAGGCGUGCGCGCCCAACCCCAUGACGUAUACGCCCGUGCCCGCACUAGGACUAUAAGAGACCUGCUGAAAGCCUCACACUCUUGCAUUGGGGAGGUAAUUAAAUCUACCACGAUUACAAUACUUUUGCAAAAACAAUUACCUAAACACAUUUCCAACCCUAUUGAAGACGUACUAUUUUGACGCUAUCAGGUUGUUGACACAGAUCAUAAAUUCCAUCAUUCAAUUCUAUAUUUUGAAUUCUGUUAAUAUCUAUAAUAAUAUCAAUAAAUAUUAUGUUUUAUCACCAUUAUAUAAAUUAAUUUGUUUAUUUUAGGAAAUUACACCACUGUUUGAAUUUGCAGAAGUUAAAAACAUAAAUUGUUUAUUGUUCACGACUAGAAUCUCAUAUUGCAAUUUCCCUACGGCAUUUUACAGGUUUAUAUCGCUUGAAAACUGUCGACAUUGCCCAUUAAAUAUGACAGAGUGUGAGCCCGUACGUAUGUACUGCAUGUAGUAUUUAUUUAUAGAGAUAUGUUUCUUUGUAGUUGGCGAGGAAGAGAUUAAGUAUAUAUAAAGGAUGUUAGGAGACUGUUCCUGGUAACCUUAACUACGUAGUCUACUCUUCUUUUUCUAUGUUGGGAAGAGUUAAUUUUUUAUAAUAAAAAAAUAUGUCCACGUAGUGUAGUUUACUAGAAUGGUCUGCUGACACCAAAUCAAUUCGUGCACAAUUGAACCGUAUGUACACGCAAAUAGGGUAGUUAUUUGUGUAGCGCCGUAUAGCGCUUUUCAGUGUAAGAAUUUGUAUGCUA
This is a messenger RNA of Hyposmocoma kahamanoa, 2726 nucleotides long. RefSeq names its product mediator of RNA polymerase II transcription subunit 15 (gene MED15). The transcript is spliced from 10 exons. The record is from RefSeq and is a predicted model, not a curated record. Gene Ontology annotation, molecular function: transcription coregulator activity. Bases 32 to 1993 code for a protein of 653 amino acids. Gene Ontology annotation, biological process: regulation of DNA-templated transcription. NCBI's taxonomy places the organism in Eukaryota, Metazoa, Arthropoda, Insecta, Lepidoptera, Cosmopterigidae.